AUGCCUUCACCAACAUUUCCACAAAAUCCUAAAACCACCAAUGCUAACAAUGAAUUAGUGUUUGAAGUGUUAGUUCCACCCUCGCCUACCGAGACGGCCACCCAACAACCGUUGAGGACUCGUACCAAGAGAAUCAACCGUAAUCAUACAAAUGAGUGUCCAUUGCCAUCUCCAACAUACGACUCUGAUGAGUCGAGUUAUUAA
Molecule: messenger RNA, 204 nt
Organism: Cetraspora pellucida
Lineage: Eukaryota; Fungi; Glomeromycota; Glomeromycetes; Diversisporales; Gigasporaceae
Source: the annotation of a GenBank genome assembly